UAGGAUGCAUGCGUGAAAGUCGAUGGCAUCUUCAGAAGACACCAUUCCCACCCCCUCUAGAAAUUCGAGUAUAAAACAUCCUCAACAUCUGGCAGUCGACACAGUCACACUCGACCCAGUCAUCACAAGCAUCAUGAACUCAUUCAGUGUGGUAUUCGCUUUGGCGUUGGCUGCCGCGGUAGUAGCCGAGCCCCCAUCCGGCUACAGCUACAGCAGGCCCAGCGGCGGCGGCGGUGGCGGCUAUUCCUUGGGGGGUGGACUGUCCGGAGGCGGUGGCGGGUACACGGCGGUCUCGUCCGGCUACCAGACCUCUGAAGGAGCCUCUGUAGACCAUGCUCUUCUCGAACAAGUUCGUCAGAUCCUCCUCAAAGAGGAACAGAACUCCGCCUCUUCCGGUAGCAUCGGUGGCAUUAGCUCUUCCUACGGGGCCCCAUCCUCCCAGUACGGCGUCCCAUCGUCGUCCUACGGAGUUCCCGGUUACCAAACCCGUGUGGUAGGCAUCGACCUGGAAGGCAUCAAGCAAGCCAUCCAGGUUGCCCAGUACCAACAGAUCUCCCACCAGGCUGGCGGUUAUCCCAGUGGACCCAGCAGCAGCUACGGCGCUCCAUCCCGCCCAUCCGGCUCCUACGGGGCUCCCUACUAGGCUCUGAGAGCUAAAAGAACUGAUUUAAGUGUAAAUAACAUCUCAUUCCAUCUCACACGGGUCAUGAUGCAUUUCAACACCAACAACAACAUCAACAACAUCGAGUGAUCAACAUCAACAACACCACGCGUCAAAUUUAUUUUUAUUUUUGUAUAAAGCUUUUUGUAGGUUAUGUUAUAAAAAAUACAUUUGUCACCGUAACC
Messenger RNA from Anoplophora glabripennis (Asian longhorned beetle), 846 nucleotides. RefSeq names its product pro-resilin-like. Lineage: Eukaryota; Metazoa; Arthropoda; Insecta; Coleoptera; Cerambycidae. The coding region runs from base 23 to 643 and encodes 206 amino acids. The transcript is spliced from 2 exons. The record is from RefSeq and is a predicted model, not a curated record.